AUGUCUAAGCCCAUUUUACCCAAGAAGUUCCUCGACCAGCUCUACAACAUGAACAUCCUGGCUCCCGACGAAAAUCCCGUCAAACGGUUUCAGAAAUGCAAGACCUACAACGGCCCUAAAUCGACACAUGGAUCCAAUUCAAGAUCAAAUCGGCAUUCCACACAUACCAGGCCAUCCCCGUCCUCAUCUUUCCCUUCCAUGCCGCCAGCCCAGAUGACGAACCCGGUGAUGCAGCAAUUCAACGACUGCAUCUUCAACGACUCGAAUGGGCAUUCGUCCAGACCCUCACACCAAUCUUCACAUCACAACCUCUCAAUCCCACAUCCCUCAAAAUCUACCAGAAUCCAUCGCCCAUCAGACUCAUCACACACCUCCUCGAUCCCAGGCACGGCACACGGCGCCAUCGAAGCGUACACUAAACCCCGCCCGUCCCGUUCGUCCAAGGGAAAAGGCGUCCGUUUCGCGCCCAGCGCCUCGGUCCGCGAACGCGAGCCGAAGCACUGGCAUCCCGGUGGCGAGCAGCGGACGAACCACGAGAGCAAAGUGUGGAGGGAGGCCUGA
Letharia columbiana is the source of this 561-nucleotide messenger RNA. RefSeq lists its product as uncharacterized. The coding region runs from base 1 to 561 and encodes 186 amino acids. The record is from RefSeq and is a predicted model, not a curated record. Lineage: Eukaryota; Fungi; Ascomycota; Lecanoromycetes; Lecanorales; Parmeliaceae. The transcript has a single exon.